AGUCCACCUAGUGUCGACCUUUCAACGAGUGAAGUGUCUCGGACUCGGAAAACCAUCAACAUUGCUCCGAAAAGUGAUUCAUUCAACUCCCAGUUCCCACGGAUCAGAAGUACCCUUAUCAACGACAUUGGCAAAAGUCGAUAGCUAAGCCCUACGGGGCCUCGGAUGAACUUCAAGUACCUACAUAAAGUUUCCCAGCUUCGUAUACGGCUGAAAAAUGGAACAAUUUGAACAACUUCUGACGUGUGCGAUCUGCCUAGAUCGUUACCGAAACCCAAAGCUACUACCAUGUCAACACAGUUUUUGUAUGGAGCCAUGUCUAGAAGGUUUAGUCGAUUACGUUAGAAGACAGGUGAAGUGUCCAGAAUGCCGUGCCGAGCACAGGAUUCCCUAUCAGGGAGUGCAAGGAUUCCCCACCAAUGUCACUCUCCAGAGAUUCCUCGAAUUGCAUAUCGAGAUCACCGGAGAACUCCCGGAUCCCACAAGCGGACAGAUCAUGGAAAGAUGCAACGUCUGCUCAGAAAAAGCCUACUGCAGCUUCUGUUCGCACUGCGACAAAAAAAUUUGCGAAGAGUGCAAAGGAGCCCACAUGGAAAUCUUACGCAGAGAAAUAUCCAGGAUUAACAACCAAAUCAGACGCGGCAUCCACAGGCUCCAAGAUACCCUAUCGCUGGUGGAAAAAAACGCUCAGAACAUCCAGACCAACUGUCUUUCCGUAGGCGAGGAAGUCGAAGAAAUCUACAGGAGGCUCAACAAAGCACUCAAAGACCGUACAGACUACUUACGCGGUGAAAUCGAUAGGUACUUGACCACAGAAGUGCGUAGCUUGACCACCCUGAAGGAGAAUCUCGAACAGGAGAUUUCGAACAUCCUCAGCAACUGUGACUUGGCCGAUAAGCACAUGAACGAAAACGUCGACAUCUGGGACGAUUGCGAAUUGAUGGACGCCAAAGAAAUCUUCUUGAAAACGGUCGAGUUCAUCCGAAACUUCGAAUACGAAAAUUCGGACUUCAGCAGAAAAGUUCGACUCAUCCUAGCUCACGAUCCCAACCAGCUGGUAUUGCACGUGGCAGGUUUCGGCGAUCUCAACAUAGCGACUCCUGGUCACGUGGGACACACCUCCGGUCUGUUGCAGCCUCCUGGCGGACCGGGUUUGAUGCGAUCGAAGAGCGACCACCGACUCGCCUCGCAAUUCAGGCAACAAGAAGAACGAGGAUACGGUGAGAGGGGUUACGGAGACGACGAACAAGUACUGGGUGGUAGAAAGUUCGGAGAUAGGUCCAAAACGACAACUACAGCCGAACCCACCAGAUAUGGCGGGGAACGGUACGGCAGAGGAGGGGGUAAUGAGUACGGAGAGGAUUACGACCAUGACAGCAGACCUAGAUCGAAAUACAGCCGAUUCAGGCGCCACCAGAACCCUGACAACGAAUCAGAUAGCGAGCAAACCACUCGAGGAGUGAGAUUCAAUGAGCACAAACAACCAGAAAGAGAGAGAACCCUCGAUACCGAGGACGUGGCUCGCGGUCCUUUGAGCGGAAUCACCCGACUAGCAGACUCUCCGAGAGUCAUGAAAAAGAUGCAGGAUCACGAGAGCGGCAAGACGAAGAAGAAAGAAGAAGCGCCACCUCCGCAGCCCGCUCCAACCUCCAAAGUCGUACCGAAAAGACCUCCUCCGCCAGCUACCAGACAGGUUAGCGAAGAGGAUGAGAUAUCCCGCAUCAAAAAACAAAACAAAGGGGCAACCACAUCGACAGAACCCGUCACAGAUAUAAGGCCGGCAGAAAGACCUGCGACCGAAGAGAGGCACAGGAAAACCCCUGCCGCCGAGGCUGCUUCCAGUGCCGAAGAAACAGACGAACCUCUCAGCACUAUUCAACAACCGCAGAGAAAAACGACAGCUUCCACUAAGACGGCAUCUGCGGUAACCACACGGAGACCUUCGGAUGCGAGCCACAAGAAAACCACUCGCUCAGCUAGUUCUGAUUCGACAACUUCCACUGAAUCAUCUGCGGCUUCUUCGAACGCGGUACGCAAUACUGGAGCUCCAUUCACUACAGAAGAAGUCAAGCAAAAAAUAUUAGCGAAAACAGACACUGCUCCAACUCGCAGCAAAGUCACUUCCGGCAAAGAAACCCCACCACCGCAAAAACCCUUCCAGAGCAGGUUUCUCAAUAAGCCCGCUACAGUGCCACCGCCUCCAGCCGUCGACGAAGACGAAACAGAGACCAGUUCCGAAGAAGAAACCGAAACAGAAGAGGAAUCUGAAGAUCACGCUCCGAAGCCAGACUCCCGGGAAAUGGCCAAAUCGGAUAUAGGGCCUUUGUUAGCCAGAAGUGCCAACGCUAGGGACAACGCUGAAACAUCCAGACGAGCCAGCAGAGACGAAACGCCUCCAUACAGUAGAACCAAAUACUCCCCGAAAGAAGAACCACCGAAAUACGGAAGAAGCAGAACCAGCGCCGUAGCAGAUGAAGAACCUUCAAGAUACGGGUACACCAGUCGAUUUCUCAACAAGAGCAAAAGCUCUGCUGCUAUUGCUGCUGAAGAUGAUGACCAUAGCAGAUACGGAGACGAAGACAGCAAAUACCCGUCGAGCGGUAGAUCGCGUUAUAUGGCCUUGAAGGAACGCAGACAGCGAUUGGCGAGGAGCAGAAGCAGCCAGCAGUUUGGUGAUGAAGAGGACGCUGAAGAACCUGUUUCUUCCGCGUCUACUAACCCUUCUGCCUACCUAGCAUCCAGAGGUUACGGCUCGACUUCAUCCAGCCACGACUUAGCCAGAAGCCGAUCCUCUCACGCCUUGAAAUCCAGGGACAACUCUCCAGACAACAAAUCCGCCGCUCCUGCAGCAGAAAAGGACGGAGCUGCUCUCAGCUCCUGGGCCAGAUACCUCAAGAACAAGUACGGCAACAGGAGCAGCGGCAAAGACAAGGAGACCGGAGCUGCAGCGAGCAGUCCUUCGAGCAGCUCGGCUGCGGCUAGACGGCUCUCGCUGGGUCUGCCUUUGCGGUCGUCGGCGGAAUUAGCUAGUUCUGAUGACGAUUCAAAAAACAUGCAAGGCUCCCCCACUACCCCUACAGCAACUACGGCGGCGGCAGGUAUCGCUCAGGCAGUAGCAGGUACCUCCCCUAGGAGUCACUAUCUCCAAAAGUGCCAACAGCUGUUUCAAAUCGGUAGCCGGGGGAGCGAAGCCGGAUGUUUCACUUGGCCUAGAGGUGUCGCUGUCGGUCCCGACAAUUCCAUUGUCGUCGCCGACUCGUCCAAUCACCGCGUCCAAGUUUUCGAUUGUAAUGGCAAGUUCCUGAAGGAGUUCGGCCAAUACGGCAACAAGGAAGGAGAGUUUGACUGUUUGGCAGGCGUGGCUGUCAAUCGCAUCGGACAGUUCAUCAUCGCCGAUAGAUACAACCACAGAAUACAAGUUUUUGACCCUUCUGGACGUUUUCUACGCAGCUUUGGAAGUCAGGGAACUGCCGAUGGGAGAUUCAACUAUCCCUGGGGUAUAACAACUGAUGCUCUGGGAUUCAUUUAUGUUUGUGAUAAGGAAAAUCAUAGAGUACAGGUUUUCCAAUCAGACGGCACGUUCGUCGGAAAAUUCGGUUCGAUGGGCAACAAAGAAGGCCAGCUCGAACAUCCCCACUACAUAGCAGUUUCCAACACCAACCGAGUCGUGGUAUCAGACUCCAACAACCACAGAAUCCAAAUAUUCGACGUGAACGGUAAAGUGCUGACCUCUUUCGGCUCAGAAGGGAACGAAGACGGGCAAUUCAAGUUCCCUAGAGGCGUGGCAGUCGAUGAUCAGGGAUACAUUUGCGUGGCAGAUUCCGGCAACAACCGGAUACAGAUUUUCCAUCCAGAUGGCACUUUCCUAAGGGCUUUCGGUUGUUGGGGAAUCGGGAAAGGGGAGUUUAAGGGUUUGGAAGGGGUCGCGAUGAGUCCCAACGGUCACGUGCUAGUGUGCGAUCGAGAGAAUCAUAGAAUUCAAGUGUUUUGACGAUUUUCUGAUUAAUCUUCUAAUGUUCUUUUUAGUUAUCAUGGAGUGUGCUGACUUACCUACCUAUUAAAAUAAACAAAUCUACUUGCAUUUCUCU
This is a messenger RNA of Phaedon cochleariae (mustard beetle), 4088 nucleotides long. The record is from the annotation of a GenBank genome assembly. Lineage: Eukaryota; Metazoa; Arthropoda; Insecta; Coleoptera; Chrysomelidae.